This is a messenger RNA of Erinaceus europaeus (western European hedgehog), 4696 nucleotides long. It is a transcript of the gene ESYT1, whose product is annotated as extended synaptotagmin 1. The coding region runs from base 120 to 3434 and encodes 1104 amino acids. The record is from RefSeq and is a predicted model, not a curated record. The transcript has 31 exons. Gene Ontology annotation, molecular function: lipid binding. NCBI's taxonomy places the organism in Eukaryota, Metazoa, Chordata, Mammalia, Eulipotyphla, Erinaceidae. Gene Ontology annotation, biological process: lipid transport.
UGGCUUGAAGUGCCCGCCCCCCAUCUUGGGGCUUACGGUUUGCAGGGGGGCGCUGGUCUCAGGACUAGGCUGCCACCAGCGGGGCUUUGGGUGGGGCAGCUCCUAUCAGAGGUGGCACCAUGGAGCUUGCUCACGGAGAUGGCACCGGUCCCAACCCUGUUGCCCAGCCUUCUGCUCCCUGCGAGCCCCCUGAUGUGUCCCCCACUGCUCACAUAAAGCCGGACCUGAGUUCUGGGGACCAACCUGCCGGCCCAGGAGCAGCGGGUGAGGCUCUGACGGUGCUGACCUCGUUCGGGCGGAGGUUGCUGGUCUUGGUGCCCGUGUACCUGGCAGGGGCAAUGGGACUUAGUGUGGGCUUCGUGCUUUUCGGCCUCGCCCUCUACCUGGGCUGGCGCCGGGUUCGAGACGAGAAAGAACGGAGCCUUCGAGCGGCAAGGCGGCUGCUGGACGACGAGGAGCGACUCACGGCGAAAACACUUUAUAUGAGCCAGCGCGAGUUGCCUGCCUGGGUCAGCUUCCCAGAUGUGGAGAAGGCUGAGUGGCUGAACAAGAUUGUGGCUCAGGUCUGGCCCUUCCUGGGCCAAUAUAUGGAGAAGCUUUUGGCUGAAACAGUGGCCCCAGCUGUUCGAGGAUCUAAUCCACAUCUGCAAACAUUUACAUUCACACGAGUGGAACUGGGUGAAAAGCCUUUGCGCAUCUUAGGAGUCAAGGUUCACACGGGUCAGAGCAAAGAACAGAUCCUGCUGGACUUGAACAUCAGCUAUGUAGGUGAUGUACAGAUUGAUGUGGAAGUGAAGAAAUAUUUCUGCAAAGCAGGACUCAAGGGCAUGCAGCUACAUGGUGUCUUACGGGUCAUUCUGGAGCCACUCAUUGGGAACCUUCCUAUCGUGGGGGCUGUGUCAAUGUUUUUUAUCAGACGUCCGACGCUAGAUAUCAACUGGACAGGCAUGACCAACCUGCUGGAUAUCCCAGGACUCAGCUCCCUCUCGGACACCAUGAUCAUGGACUCCAUUGCUGCCUUCCUGGUGCUGCCCAAUCGGUUAUUGGUACCCCUUGUGCCUGACCUUCAAGAUGUUGCCCAGUUGCGCUCCCCUCUUCCCAGGGGCAUUAUUCGGAUCCACCUGUUGGCUGCUCAAGGGCUCAGUUCCAAGGACAAAUAUGUGAAGGGCCUGAUUGAAGGCAAGUCUGACCCCUACGCACUUGUGCGAGUGGGAACCCAGACAUUCUGCAGCCGCGUCAUUGAUGAGGAACUCAACCCUCAGUGGAAAGAGACUUAUGAGGUGAUGGUACACGAGGUUCCAGGGCAGGAGAUAGAGGUCGAGGUGUUUGACAAGGAUCCAGAUAAAGAUGACUUUCUGGGCAGAAUGAAGCUGGAUGUAGGGAAAGUAUUAAAGGCUGGAGUACUGGAUGAUUGGUUCCCUCUACAAGGCGGUCGAGGUCAAGUUCACUUAAGACUAGAAUGGCUGUCUCUUUUGCCAAAUGCAGAAAAACUGGAGCAGGUUCUCCAGUGGAAUCGAGGAGUCUCCUCCCGACCGGAACCCCCAUCAGCUGCCAUCUUAGUCGUCUAUCUGGAUCGGGCCCAGGAUCUUCCUCUAAAGAAGGGAAACAAGGAGCCCAACCCUAUGGUGCAGUUAUCAAUUCAGGAUGUGACCCAGGAGAGUAAGGCAGUUUACAACACCAACAGCCCGGUGUGGGAAGAAGCCUUCCGAUUCUUCCUGCAAGACCCUCGAAGCCAGGAAAUCGAUGUGCAGGUGAAAGAUGACUCCAGGGCCCUGACUUUAGGGGCACUGACCUUGCCUCUGGCUCGUCUGCUGACGGCCCCUGAACUUACCCUGGACCAGUGGUUCCAGCUCAACAGCUCUGGCUCAAACUCCAGGCUCUACAUGAAACUGGUUAUGAGGAUCUUGUACCUGGAUACAUCAGAGGUGCGUUUCCCCACCGUGCCUGGUACUGUGGAUGCCUGGGACCAGGACAGUGAGAGCCCCCAGAUGGGCAGCAGUGUGGACGCUCCCCCACGGCCCUGUCAUACCACUCCUGAAAGUCACUUUGGGACCGAGAAUGUGCUUCGAAUCCACAUAUUGGAGGCCCAGGACCUGAUUGCCAAAGAUCGUUUCUUAGGGGGACUGGUGAAGGGCAAAUCAGACCCCUAUGUCAAACUAAAGCUGGCAGGACGAACCUUCCGGAGCCGUGUUGUUCGGGAAGAUCUCAAUCCCCGCUGGAAUGAGGUUUUUGAGGUGAUUGUCACAUCAAUCCCAGGCCAAGCACUAGAGGUUGAAGUUUUUGACAAGGACCUGGAUAAGGAUGACUUUUUGGGCAGGUGUAAAGUGAGUCUUACCACCGUCCUAAACAGUGGCUUCCUUGAUGAGUGGCUGACCCUGGAGGACGUCCCCUCUGGCCUCCUGCACUUACGUCUGGAAUGUCUGACUCCCCGGCCCACUGCUGCUGAGCUAGAGGAGGUGCUGCAAGUGAACAGUCUGAUCCAGACUCAGAAGAGUGCCGAGCUGGCAGCAGCCCUGCUGUCCAUCUAUCUGGAGAGGGCUGAGGACCUGCCGCUCCGAAAAGGCACCAAAGCCCCCAACUCUUACGCUACUCUCACUGUGGGAGACACAUCUCAUAAAACUAAGACUGUUCCCCAAACUUCAGCUCCUAUAUGGGAUGAGAGUGCUUCCUUUCUCAUCAGGAAACCACACACAGAGAGCUUGGAGUUACAGGUUCGAGGUGAGGGGACUGGCACACUAGGCUCACUAUCCCUGCCUCUCUCAGAGCUCCUAGAGGCUGACCAGCUCUGCCUGGACCGCUGGUUCACACUCCACAAUGGUCAAGGGCAGGUGCUACUGAGAGCACAGCUGGGGAUCCUGGUGUCCCAGCACUCGGGAGUGGAAGCACAUAGCCACACUUAUAGCCACAGCUCCUCCCCUCUGAGUGAAGAACCAGAGGCCUGGGGGGGCCUCCCUCAUAUCACCUCCUCAGCCCCGGAGCUCCGACAACGCCUAACACAUGGUGACAGCCCCCCUGAGGCUGCGGCAGGGCCUCUGGGCCAGGUGAAGCUGACUGUUUGGUACUACAGCGAAGAGCGAAAGCUGGUCAGCAUUGUCCACAGUUGCCGGGCUCUUCGACAAAAUGGACGCGAUCCCCCUGAUCCCUACGUGUCACUGUUGCUACUACCGGACAAGAACCGGGCCACCAAGAGGAAGACCUCGCAGAAGAAGAGGACCCUAACUCCUGAAUUCAACGAACGGUUCGAGUGGGAACUGCCCCUGGAGGAGGCCCUCCGGCGAAAGCUGGAUGUGUCUGUGAAGUCUAGUUCCUCCUUCAUGUCAAGAGAGCGUGAGCUGCUGGGGAAGGUGCAACUGGACCUAGCUGAGAAAGACCUUUCCCAGGGUGCGGCCGAGUGGCAUGACCUCAUGGAUGACAAGGACAAGGGCAGCUCCUAAGACCCAGGAUCACCAGACGAAUUGCUGGCUUAUUGCCUUCCUCAUGCUGCAUCAUCGCCUCUGUGAUGAGCCAAAAGCUGGGCCAGGGGAGACUCUGUACUCCUAGGUCCUCUUACCUCCCAGGUCCUACUAGGGCCUUUGCCUGACCAAAGAGGAGGACCUUCUGUCGCCCUCAACUGCAUGGCCUUUAUCCUCCUGGGCGGGAUCAGGGCUGGCUAUUUCCUGCUCUGCCUGCACACUGUUGUCCUUCCCUUCCAAGUCCUCAGGGCCUUCAGUACCCGUGCCUGGCCACUGGUAGCACUAGUAGUGGCCUUAGCUUAUGCCAAAUGCUUUUAGAAAUAUAAAAGGUUGUCUGUUUGUUAGGCAUCACCGGGUCCUCACACAUGCACGAUCUCACUGCUCUGGGCCAACAUUUUCAUUCAAAUAGAGAGAGAGGGUUCGAGAGAGAGAUACCACAGCACCCAAGUUUCCCUCAAGGCCAUACCAUUCUCCCUCCUUCUGUUCCCUGCACUCAGACUGGCUAUAUGCACAGUAAGGAGGUGCCCUAAACAAUGAGCUAUGCUCCAGACCUACUUUUCUUCUGUUUGCCAUCAGGCUUAUUGCUAGGUUCGUACCUGCAGACUCUACCACUCCCAGUAGUCUCUCUCUCUCUCUCUCUCUCUCUCUGUCUUCAAACUUUCUAGAUAGAGGGUGAGAGAGGGAGAGAGGAGAGACACCACAGCACCAAUCUACCACUUGUGAAACUUUUCCCCUGCAGGUGCCCCCAUGUGGUGGCCCAGGACUCAAAACCAGGUCCUUGUACAUGGUAACAUGUAUGUUCUACUGGCCGAGCCAUCUGCCAGAUCACUCCCUCUGCUCUUUUCAUUUGAUUUGAAUGGCCAGCUUCUCUACUGAGAAUAGUCGGGAGGGAAAGUAAGAAGAUAAAGUGGCCACCCAAGCUGUGAGUCUCUUGUAUUGCAUGUAGCAAAUAUGCAGCCACCCCUGUUCAUUUCUGUCCCCGUUUCCUCAAGCCUGUCCUAAAAAGUACACCUGCUGUGGUGACCGGGGGCCAUCUUUUGAUUCAUUCUGGAAAUUGGAAACCAAGCCUUCAAGUAACAGACCAGUCUUGGGAAGUCUAGCUGGUGCCCUGCAGAGGUUUAAAAGAAUUUGGAAAAGGUGGGCCAAUUUUUUAGGCUGUUGACUGACUGAUUUGAAUAGAAUCUUAAUUUUGCACCAACUCUGCCAAUUCACUGUAUCUUACAUUAAAUACUAUACUAAACCCA